GCCGCCCGCGCCAGGACCCGCAGGCCCGGAAACGCUCGUUGUCACAAAGCCGGGCGGGGGGGGGAACACGUGGGCUCCCACGGCCCGGCGGCGGUCGCAGGGAGCUGGGGUCGCCCGGAGAACCGCCCACCGUCCCCGCUCGCCCGACUCCUCGGCUCCGGCCGCCAGGCCGGUCCACCUUCGGCCGGCGUCCGGCCGCAAGGUGGCUGUCCGGCUCGGCGUGACCACCUCCCGCUAGUUCUCUUCCACCUCGUUCGGACUCCCUGCGUAACCAUGUCCAUCCUGUAUGUCUCCCCUCAUCCCGACGCCUUCCCCAGCCUCCGUGCCCUUAUAGCGGCGCGCUAUGGGGAGGCUGGGGAGGGGCCGGGCUGGGGAGGAGCCCACCCCCGAAUCUGUCUCCAGCCACCUCCGACCAGCAGGACUCCCUUUCCCCCACCCCGCCUGCCCGCCCUGGAGCAGGGGCCCGGUGGGCUCUGGGUGUGGGGGGCCACCGCUGUGGCCCAGCUGCUGUGGCCGGCAGGCCUAGGGGGCCCUGGCGGUAGCCGGGCCGCCGUCCUGGUCCAACAGUGGGUCAGUUAUGCCGACACGGAGCUAAUACCAGCUGCCUGUGGAGCAACGCUGCCGGCCUUGGGACUCCGGAGCUCUGCCCAGGACCCCCAGGCUGCCCUGGGGGCCCUGGGUCGGGCCCUGAGCCCCCUGGAAGAGUGGCUUCGGCUGCACACCUACCUGGCUGGGGAGGCCCCCACGCUGGCUGACCUGGCGGCUGUCACAGCCUUGCUGCUGCCUUUCCGUUACGUCCUGGACCCCCCUGCGCGCCGGAUCUGGGGUAAUGUGACGCGCUGGUUCAUCACGUGUGUCCAGCAGCCAGAAUUCCGGGCAGUGCUGGGAGAGGUGGUUCUGCACUCGGGGGCCAGACCCCUCUCUCAACAGCCAGUUCCCGAGGUCCCUGCACCCCCAAAGACGGCUACUCAACUCAAGAAAGAGGCAAAAAAACGGGAGAAGCUAGAGAAAUUCCAACAGAAGCAAAAGACCCAGCAGCAGCAACCCCCCCCAGCAGAGCAGAAGAAACCAAAACCAGAGAAGAGGGGGAAACGGGAUCCUGGGGUCAUUACCUAUGACCUCCCAACCCCAGCUGGGGAAAAGAAAGAUGUCAGUGGCACCAUGCCAGACUCCUACAGCCCUCAGUAUGUGGAAGCUGCCUGGUAUCCUUGGUGGGAGCAGCAGGGCUUCUUCAAGCCGGAGUAUGGACGUUCCAGUGUGUCCGCACCAAAUCCCCGGGGAAUCUUCAUGCUGUGCAUCCCACCCCCCAAUGUGACAGGCUCCCUGCACCUGGGCCACGCACUCACCAAUGCCAUCCAGGACUCCCUGACGCGGUGGCACCGCAUGCGCGGGGAGACCACCCUGUGGAACCCUGGCUGUGACCACGCGGGCAUUGCCACCCAGGUGGUGGUGGAGAAGAAGCUCUGGCGCGAGCAGGGCCUGAGCCGGCACCAGCUGGGUCGAGAGGCCUUCCUGCAGGAGGUCUGGAAGUGGAAAGAGGAGAAAGGUGACCGGAUUUACCACCAGCUGAAGAAGCUUGGCAGCUCCUUGGACUGGAAUCGAGCCUGUUUCACCAUGGACCCUAAACUCUCCGCAGCUGUGACAGAGGCCUUUGUCCGGCUCCACGAGGAAGGAGUCAUCUACCGCAGUACCCGCCUCGUCAACUGGUCCUGCAGCCUCAACUCUGCCAUCUCUGACAUCGAGGUGGAUAAAAAGGAGCUGACAGGUCGCACUCUGCUCUCUGUGCCUGGCUACAAGGAGAAGGUGGAGUUUGGGGUCCUUGUCUCCUUCGCCUACAAGGUCCAAGGCUCAGACAGUGACGAGGAGGUGGUGGUGGCAACAACUCGGAUCGAAACAAUGCUGGGCGACGUGGCCAUAGCCGUGCACCCCAAAGAUCCUAGAUAUCAGCACCUGAAGGGGAAGAGCGUGAUCCAUCCAUUCUUGUCUCGGAGCCUCCCCAUUGUCUUUGACGAUUUUGUGGACAUGGAGUUUGGCACAGGUGCGGUGAAGAUCACCCCUGCACACGACCAGACCGACUAUGAGGUCGGGCAGCGGCACGGCUUGGAGGCCAUCAGCAUCAUGGACUCCCGAGGGGCCCUCAUCAACGUGCCCCCACCUUUCCUGGGCCUACCGAGGUUUGAGGCCAGGAAGGCGGUGCUGGCAGCACUGAAGGAGCGGGGACUGUUCCGGGGUGUCGAGGACAACCCCAUGGUGGUGCCGCUUUGCAACCGGUCCAAGGAUGUGGUGGAGCCUCUGCUGCGGCCGCAGUGGUACGUGCGCUGUGGGGAGAUGGCCCAGGCCGCCAGUGCCGCCGUGACACGGGGCGACCUCCGCAUCCUCCCUGAGGCCCAUCAGCGGACGUGGCAUGCCUGGAUGGACAACAUCCGGGACUGGUGCAUCUCCCGGCAGCUGUGGUGGGGCCACCGCAUCCCAGCCUACUUCGUCACAGUCAGUGACCCCGCCGUGCCCUCAGGGCAGGACCCGGAUGGGCGGUACUGGGUGAGCGGGCGCAGCGAGGCCGAGGCCCGGGAGAAGGCGGCCAAGGAAUUUGGAGUGUCCCCUGACAAGAUCAGUCUCCAGCAAGAUGAGGAUGUCCUGGACACGUGGUUUUCUUCUGGUCUCUUUCCCUUCUCCAUUUUCGGCUGGCCCAACCAGUCAGAAGAUCUGAGUGUGUUCUACCCGGGGACGCUGCUGGAGACGGGCCAUGACAUCCUCUUCUUCUGGGUGGCCAGGAUGGUCAUGCUUGGCCUGAAGCUCACUGGCAAGCUGCCCUUCAAAGAGGUCUACCUCCACGCCAUCGUGCGAGAUGCCCACGGCCGAAAGAUGAGCAAGUCUCUAGGCAAUGUCAUCGACCCCCUGGACGUCAUCCACGGAGUCUCCCUGCAGGGCCUCCACGACCAGUUACUGAGCAGCAACCUGGAUCCCAGUGAGGUGGAGAAGGCUAAAGAAGGGCAGAAGGCAGACUUCCCGGCCGGGAUUCCCGAGUGUGGCACCGACGCCCUCCGGUUUGGACUCUGUGCCUACACGUCCCAGGGUAUGGCCUCCAAAACCUCUUGGCCAAGUCCCUUCCCCACGGUGGGCACGAGUCGGGAGGGAGAAUGGCAAGGAUUCACCCUUCGCUCCCACCCAGGUCGUGACAUCAACCUGGACGUGAACCGGAUAUUGGGGUACCGCCACUUCUGCAACAAGCUCUGGAACGCCACCAAGUUUGCCCUCCGGGGCCUUGGGAAGGGUUUUGUGCCCUCACCGACCUCUGAGCCUGGAGGCCAUGAGAGCCUGGCAGACCGCUGGAUCCGCAGCCGGCUGACUGAGGCCGUGAGGCUUAGCAACCAAGGCUUCCAGGCCUACGACUUCCCAGCCGCCACCACUGCGCAGUACAGUUUCUGGCUCUACGAGCUCUGUGAUGUCUACCUGGAGUGCCUGAAGCCCGUGCUGAAUGGGGUGGACCAAGUGGCGGCCGAGUGUGCUCGCCAGACCCUCUACACCUGCCUGGACGUUGGCCUGCGGCUGCUGUCACCCUUCAUGCCCUUCGUGACUGAGGAGCUGUUCCAGAGGCUGCCCCGGCGGACACUGCAAGCUCCCCCUAGCCUCUGUGUUACCCCCUAUCCGGAGCCCUCAGAGUGCUCCUGGAAGGACCCUGAGGCGGAAGCUGCCAUGGACCUGGCCCUAAGCAUCACGCGAGCUGUGCGCUCCCUGCGGGCGGACUACAACCUCACCCGGAUCCGGCCUGACUGUUUCCUGGAGGUGGCUGACGCGGCCACAGGUGCUCUGGGGUCGGCGGUGUCGGGCUACGUGCAGACGCUGGCCAGUGCGGGUGUGGUGGCCGUCUUGGCCCUGGGGGCCCCUGUGCCGCAGGGCUGUGCCGUGGCCCUGGCCUCUGACCGCUGCUCCGUCCACCUGCAGCUGCAGGGGCUGGUGGACCCCGCGCGGGAGCUGGGCAAGCUGCAGGCCAAGCGCAGCGAGGCCCAGCGCCAGGCCCAGCGUCUGCGGGAGCGCCGCGCUGCUGCGGGCUACCCUAGCAAGGUGCCCCUCGACGUCCAGGAGGCAGACAGAGCCAAGCUCCAACAGACAGAAGCAGAGCUCAGGAAGGUGGAUGAGGCCAUCGCGCUGUUCCAGAAGAUGCUGUGAUACACCCGACUCCAGUCCUCAUAACCCCCAGUGUCCACCAUGGGGUGGCAGCAAUAAAAUAUUUUGCCACAAA
Molecule: messenger RNA, 4240 nt
Organism: Zalophus californianus (California sea lion)
Lineage: Eukaryota; Metazoa; Chordata; Mammalia; Carnivora; Otariidae
Gene: VARS1
Product: valyl-tRNA synthetase 1
Exons: 30
Coding region: 274-4167 (1297 amino acids)
Biological process (GO): valyl-tRNA aminoacylation
Cellular component (GO): cytosol
Molecular function (GO): ATP binding; valine-tRNA ligase activity; aminoacyl-tRNA deacylase activity
Source: RefSeq, a predicted model, not a curated record